Guillardia theta CCMP2712 is the source of this 1680-nucleotide messenger RNA. RefSeq lists its product as hypothetical. The coding region runs from base 1 to 1680 and encodes 559 amino acids. The transcript has 5 exons. Lineage: Eukaryota; Cryptophyceae; Pyrenomonadales; Geminigeraceae. The record is from RefSeq and is a predicted model, not a curated record.
AUGCUGGAUGAGGGAGGGCCGACGAAAUGGCGGCGGCGGCGGCUGAUCGAGGCACGUCUAUGGGCAAGAAGGAAUCCAUGCUUCUCUUGUAUCCUCUUCGCACUCUUCCUCGUCGCGCUCUUGGCGCUAUGCUGGAAUGCAAGGUCAUGCCUUGGAGCGGUAACGAAAUCCCUGGGACCAGUGAUAGAGAAGCUUUUCCCAGAGGAUCAGCAGGAAAUUAUGAACGAGAGGAUCAAGCGGAAGGCAAGGAACCAUCAGGUGUCCAUCAUGGACAUCGAGGAAGUUGCUAGCCAGCCGCCAGACUCGCACCAACCCAUUGUAGAGAUUCAACCUGACCCCGAGAACCUCUGCAUUGCCUGGAGGGCUACCAAGGACUGCGACUCCCAUGGCGAUCCUGACCCAAGACAAGAUCGCUCUUGCCAUGAAGGGAUUGAUCCCUGGCAGUCUGGGUUCUGCGAGUGCGUGGAUGAGGGAGGAAACAAACAGAAGGUUACGUUUGACUGUAGCAGAGAUGAUCAGGAUUUGAGGGAGUCGUUCACAUGCUCGCAUGUCUGCCUGUCCACUAUCCUCGUGAACAAGAAGAGGAGUCAGAAGCUCUCGAGAGCUGAGAUGCUGAAGCUCGAGCGAGCUGCGGAGGAGGAGGGGGUCAGGAAGCAGGAGGCUGCCAAACGUCUUCACAAAGAGAAGCAAAGGCUGGAGGACGAGGAGGAGACGAGGAGGAAGAGGACGAUGGAGCUUGAAGCUGAUGAACUGCUGCUUGACGUGCAUUCACUGAUCGAGGAGCGAAAGUUCAAGGAGGCGAACAAGCUGCUGGAGAAGGCAAAGGGCAUCUACGUGGAGGUAGGGGUGAUCGAGCUAACGGACGAAUGGAACCUGUUGAAUCUCUACUCGAAACCCAACGCAACGAGGAAGGAGCUAGUGAUCAGCGGGAUAGCUGAUCAGCUGCGGCAGGCGAUGGAGACGUACAAGAGUGAGGAUGGGGAGGAUGAGGUCAGCGAUGACGAGAGGGAGAGGCAGGAGAGGUUCCGAGCUGCCAGACUCCAAGCGAUCGAGGCGGCCAAGAAGAAGAUCGAGCAGAUCGAGGAACAGAAUGCUCGUUUGAAGCUUUCCCCCGAGCAGUUGAGGCAGAGAGGCAUCAUGGAGAGGUUCCAGCGGCGGGAGGAGGAGAGGAAGAUGAGGGAGGCAAUGGCAGCGCAGGAUCGGGUUGGGAAGGAGGAAUUGGAGGGGUUGGAAGCGGAGAAGAAAUUCCAUGAGUACUUGAAAGCGAAGCAUCUGAACCCUGAGGCUGGAGAGCAAGGGAGAGGAGAGAAGGAUAUGGAAGGAGAGGAUAAGGCGCAGGCGUCGCAGGAGCCCCAUUCGCCUCCAACCAAGGAGGAAGAGCGAAAAGAUUUUACCGACAAGGGCCAGCAGGAAGAGGGGGCAAAGAGUGCGGCAGAGGAGAAGGGGCAGGCGGCAGAGGAGAAGGGGGAGAAGGGACAGGAACAUCUAGGCGUCGAGGGGUUGAAGGACGUGCUCAAGAACUAUGGGCUGGAAGACUAUGAGGCAAAGAUCUUGGAUCUCGGAGUUGAGACUGUGGAGGAUUUGAAAUACCUUGACGAGGAAAUGAUUGAGAAGAUUAGCGAGAAGCCAAUUCACAGGAACAAGCUGAAAAAAAUCUUGAUGUCUUUUCGAAAUGGAUGA